AUCUUGCUGCGACCCCUGGAAGUAACCUAAUAAUUAGAAUUCCCUUUAGGAUUCCUAAUGUGGUUGGAUGCACUGAUGGCACACAUAUUCCCAUUAUUGCACCUUCCGAAAAUGAAGCUGACUAUGUCAACAGGAGGUCCAUCCACAGUAUUAAUGUGCAGAUCAUAUCUGAUGCUGCACAUAUCAUCACAAAUGUGGAGGCCAAGUGGCCCGGCUCUGUUAAUGACUCACGAAUGUAUCGUGAGUCAACCCUGAGCAACAGGCUGGAAAGGGGAGAGAUUGAUGGCUUUCUGCUGGGAGAUAGGGGUUACCCAUGCCGACCAACACUAAUUACCCCUUACCCAGAACCUGAACCAGGCCCUCAGCAGCGCUUCAAUGUGGCACACUGCAGGACGAGAGCCCGGGUGGAGAUGACCUUAGGCCUGUUGAAAGCACGUUUCCAGUGCCUACAUCACCUCAGGGUAACUCCUGAAAGGGCCUGCGACAUUAUUGUGGCAUGUGUUGUUCUCCAUAAUAUUGCCAUAAUUAGAGGAGAGCAACACCCUGGCCUACAAAUACAAGACCCCGAGGAAGACCCCAUCAACCCUGCAGAUUUCCAGGAUGGAAGGGUAGUCCGAGAUAUGAUAUGCCGCAAUGUCUUCUCAGAUUAAUACACAUG
Messenger RNA from Xyrauchen texanus (razorback sucker), 658 nucleotides. RefSeq names its product putative nuclease HARBI1. The coding region runs from base 234 to 650 and encodes 138 amino acids. The transcript is spliced from 3 exons. The record is from RefSeq and is a predicted model, not a curated record. Lineage: Eukaryota; Metazoa; Chordata; Actinopteri; Cypriniformes; Catostomidae.